Molecule: messenger RNA, 1158 nt
Organism: Octopus sinensis (East Asian common octopus)
Lineage: Eukaryota; Metazoa; Mollusca; Cephalopoda; Octopoda; Octopodidae
Product: chitin deacetylase 7-like
Exons: 1
Coding region: 1-1158 (385 amino acids)
Biological process (GO): carbohydrate metabolic process
Source: RefSeq, a predicted model, not a curated record
AUGAAAAAGAAAUCCCUGACAAAUUGUAGUUAUUACAGUUCGCUGUCUAGAAGGAAGCGGGAUCUACUGCGAUAUAGAGGCCUUCUUGCUCACGGUAAAUCACCGAAUGCAAAGAGGCAAAAUCUUUCUCCGUUAAAUUAUGUAUCAUGGAGACGAAAGUUUAGCAAAUUUAUAGGGCAUUCAGAGCUAAUCCUCGGUAUGGGCAAUCAAGAUUUAAAUAUGUGCAAGCAGAAUGUUAACUGUAAACUUCCUACAUGCUGGUGUUUUGGAAGAAAGCCUAGUUUUGAUAGCAGGAACAUACCCCAGUUCGUAUAUUUCACGUUCGACGGAAUUGUUGACAAGAUCACCCGCAAGAAAAUAGCCCAUCUUUUUUCACAGGACAGAACCAACGAGAAUGGGUGUCAUAUUCGUGCCACGAUCUUUAUAACUGGUCUGGCGUCAGAUUACAAAGAGAUUAAUUGGCUCUAUAAAGCUGGACAUGAAAUAGCACUGUAUGGUCUUAGCAAUGAUAUUGUCGAUCCCUUCAUGAAGCACCUUGAAAUACCUGUUCAGAAGAAAUUACUCGAACGCUAUGCAGGAAUCUCUGAUUUAUAUGUAACUGGCUGGAGAAACGUUCACGACACAUCAAAAUGGCAUAAACAACUGGACAGUUUAAAAAAAUACAAUAUGGCGUAUGAUUCUUCUAUUGUAAUUAGACCGUCAAGCGUCAGAGAACAAGAAAUAUGGCCAUUUACAUUAGAAUUUGGUUGGGAUGAAAAUUGCCAAAAUAGUAGUUGUCGGUUCAAAACAAAGGAAUCAGAAGUACUGUGGGAAAUUCCUUCAAUUCUUUAUUCGAAUUUUAAAACUUCUAAAUCAUGUUAUUAUAUUGACGACUGUUUUAAUGAUUCCCAUACAUCGUUAGAAACCUUUGACAACCUCGUUAGUAAUUUCUUCAUUGCCCACAAAUCUAAAAUGCCCUUUGGUGUACGCUUGAGAAAAUACUGGUUUAAUAAAAAAAAUAAAGCGAAUUUUGGGGCCCUUGAUGCGUUUAUAAAAUUUCUAUUAGACCUCGAUAAUGUGUACUUAAUCAGUAUAUCUGAUCUUGUUGGAUGGAUGCGACAUCCACAACCGAUUUUUACUGAGAGAAAUAUCAAAAAUUUUCUUGGUAUUGGAUGUUAA